CUAUGGUGACCGCGCUGCGGCCUACUUGCGCGCCAUGAGCCUGAGCCUCGCGUUCGGUCGUUUACGGAGAGCGGCGGCCGCGGUCCCCCGGCUUCUAGGGGUGACCUCGGGCCGAGGUUCGUCCUCAAGCCGUGGAUUCGUUGCUCGUCCGGGCGGCGGCGGCCGGCUGUGGUCCCCGGAGACAGGCCUUGCACAGGCCGCCGCCAGCCACUAUCAGUUGGUGUACACCUGCAAGGUAUGCCACGCAAGAUCAAUGAAGAAGAUUUCCAAACUGGCUUAUCACAAUGGAGUGGUCAUUGUGAAGUGUCCUGGGUGUAGCAAUCACCACAUCAUAGCAGACAAUCUGGGAUGGUUUUCUGACCUUGAUGGGAAAAAAAAUAUCGAAGAAAUAUUGGCUGCAAAGGGUGAGAAGGUUCAACGUGCGGUUGUCGAUGGUGCACUGGAAAUCACCGCAAAUAGAAUCGACAGUGAGGAACCUGAGGGGGACCAUUCUAACAAAGCCCUGGACUCUGGAGAUCAACCAAAAUCCUAAUUCAAUCUUCUGGAACAUUGAAGUGAAGAGGAACAGUCAUGGUGAUUCUGCUGUGAGCAGGCCAUAUUCCUUUGGUUUAGAGGGGGCAAGGCCAGUUUCACCUCAUGAUAAUAUCAUACAAAUAAAAUGCAAUAACUAUAGUUAAUUUCUGCCAUUGCAGUCUAUGCACAUCUCAGUUAUUGCAGCCAAGCCAGAGAAAUGUCUUUUCAAAUGCAUUGAGAAGUAUUUUUAAAUUCCAGACAUCUGUUACAGAAGUCAGUUAACAGCAGGUCAUUGGGCAAUAAAGUCUGCAGUUUUUGAAAUUCCUCAGCAAGCAGCCAAUUUUUUGACAGAAGAAAGAAUUGAACCAUAUCAUCGAGAGGUUGACUUGGUUGUGGUCAUUACCUCAGUCCAAUGAUUUAACUGUUUCUAAAACAAGGAAUUUCAAAGUUAUACCAUUCUCAACAGCAACAACAGCUACCAUCUAUACAGCCCUUUGAAUAUAGGAAAACAUCCCUCUGUGUUUCACAGGAGCAGUAUCAGUGCUGAUCCAUGGGGAGAUAUUAGGACAGGCAGCAAAAGACUUUAUCAAUGGGAUGUCUAUUUUCUCAGAUAGAUAUGUGGAGAGUUACCGAAAAAUUAUUCAAAUCAGUGAGAGGCUAAGGAACAGAAUUAAAGUACAAACAUCUUGGAGAGAAGUGAUUAUAGACUGAAAGAAGGGCGAGAACAUAGAGAAGUUUGACCACAUGGCUGAUUAAGUCCACAUCUGAUUGCCUGUGAUUACUGCGGAGAGUUAGAAUAAAUGAUUGCGUGAGAUACAGA
This is a messenger RNA of Stegostoma tigrinum, 1333 nucleotides long. It is a transcript of the gene dnlz, whose product is annotated as DNL-type zinc finger. Lineage: Eukaryota; Metazoa; Chordata; Chondrichthyes; Orectolobiformes; Stegostomatidae. The coding region runs from base 35 to 532 and encodes 165 amino acids. The transcript is spliced from 3 exons. Gene Ontology annotation, molecular function: zinc ion binding; protein-folding chaperone binding. Gene Ontology annotation, cellular component: mitochondrion. The record is from RefSeq and is a predicted model, not a curated record. Gene Ontology annotation, biological process: protein stabilization; protein import into mitochondrial matrix; protein folding.